AUUACGAGAGGAUAUCUACGAAUAUGACAGCCUACACAGUGGCAGGUCGCCCUUUACCGCAUAUUAUCUAAAUAUUAUUUUCAACCCUUAUUAUAGUAUUUAGAAAUGUCAAAAUCAGUCUAAUACCCGAUACCAAGUUGCCAACAGUAUUUUGCGAAUUUAGAAGAUCGAAGUCAUUGAAUAUAUUUAAAGAAAAUAUGUAUGUACACUUUAUUUAUUAUUGUUUUACGAAUGUUUCAAAUUAAAUUAUCUGUAUAAAUUGUUCCCAAAAACUCAUUGUCAGUACUUUAUGAAAUCUUAUUUUGCAAACGAAUUUUUUACUUCGUUUAAUGGUUUUUGGUACGAAAUAACUUUUUUUUUUAAGAAUUUAUUUAUUUAUUUGGAAAACUUUAGAAUAGCAUCCCACGAUUUCGCGGAUAAAAUGUGUAUGGUUGGAUAGAGGAGAUCCUCCAGAUUAAGAAUAUAUAUAAUUAUAGCCGCAGGAGAGAACUUGUUAUUGCACCACUUUGAUAAUCCCCGGUGUAGGCUUUUUUUUGAAGCGCUGCCGAAGGCCGCCUCUGCAGGAAGUAUUUCUACGCGGAAGGACUAGUCAUUUCCUCCCUCCUUUUUAUUUAUUAUGAUUCAUUUGUAUUUUUUUAGAUAUGGCAACGCUUCUUUUUCGUCAUCAUGCAACCUUUUUGUUAUUGUGUCAAUUGAUAAAAUUGAAUAAAAAUUAAAAUGGUUAUUUAAAGAAAAUUUCUAAAUAAUUAAUAUAAAAUAAAUAUAUAGAAAGAAAGUAGUGAAGUUAACAAAAGCAAAGUAUCUGUAAAAUGACUGGAAAAGGGCGAAAAAUAACUUCUUUAACAAUAAAACAAAAGCUCGAAAUUAUAAAUUUAGUUAACCAGGAUAAAAUAUCAAAAAACGAGGUUGCUAAAGAAUAUAAUUGUGACAUUUCGACUAUUCACCGGAUUUUAAGAAACCAGAAAGAAGUGGAGUUAUCUGUUACCAGAAAUAAUUUAAAACGCAAGCGUCUCCGGCAAAGUUCCUGCAAUAAAGUAGAAAAUGCUCUAUUACAGUGGUUUGACCAAAUGAGGGCGACGGAUGCGGCAAUUUCUAAUGCUCAAAUUUUACAGAAAGCUAAGGAAUUUGCAAUUAAAAUGAACUGUGACUUUGAACCAUCUAGUGGUUGGUUGUGGCGUUGGCAACGCAGAGAAAAUAUUCAAUAUAAAAAGUUACAAGGCGAAAUAGCUGAUGCAUAUCACGCGCAGGCAGGAACUUUUCGAGAUUCACUCUUAAAAGAUAUACUAAAGGAUUAUGAACCAUGUAAUAUUUUCAACGCGGACGAAAGCGGACUAUUCUACAAGGCCUUGCCAAAUGGAACCUUGUGCAAAGAGGGCGGUAAAACACAAAAGGACCACCUAACUCUUCUAUUCCUUUGUAACGCAGAUGGAACUUUUAAAAAAGUGUUUGUAAUUGGGAAACCAAGAAAUUCAAGGUGUUUUAAUGAGAAAGAUCCUCCAGUGCCAUACUAUUCGCAAAAUAAAGCAUGGAUGACAGUCUCAUUGUGGUCAAUGAUAAUGAAAGAAUUCGAUCGUGAAAUGGGGAAGCAAAAAAGGAAGAUAUUGUUAUUUGUUGAUAACGCUAGCUGUCAUAAAGUUAAUGGGUUGUGCUUGGAAAAUGUGAAAAUCGAAUUCUUCCCAUCAAAUACAACAUCAGUGUUACAACCUCUUGAACAAGGAGUAAUUCACUGCUUCAAGUUUUAUUUUAGAAAAAUUUUGAUACGAAAAUUAAUACUGUCCACCGAGAAAGGCGAGUCAAUAAAAGAAUUUUUAAACUCAAUUUCAAUACUCAAUGUUCUCACCUAUAUCAAACGGUCAUGGUGGCUGGUUACAAGCGAAACUAUUAAAAAUUGUUUCAGAAAGGCAGGAUUUCCAUUUGAUGGAAAUCGAUUUGAUUGUAUUGAAGAGGUAUGCGAUACAAUAGAUAUUCCAAUGGAAAUAGAAGAAUUUCAGGAAUAUGUCGCUUGCGAUAACAAUGUGAAUUGUUUUGGUACCCUUACUGACGAUGAAAUAGUGGAAUGUGUAUUAAGUGAAGAUAACGAAGUCUGUCAGUCUUCGGAGGAAUGUCCUACAAUUGAUCUCGGUCCACCUUCAUUUGCAGAAGCAAUAAAUGCGCUGAGCAUUGUCGAAAAAUUUAUGGAAUGUAACAAUAUUGAAGGAGAUGAUGUUGAUCUUUUAGAGGAAAAGCUUUUUAAAAGAAGAUUUAAAAAUUUUCAUCAGACAAAUUUUACUUCCUUUUUUAAUUAAUUAUUCGUUUAAUGAAUUAAUGUAUUAAAUAAAUGUGAUCUCAUACUACAAAUUAAUUUUUAGCACAUGCAUAUGUCUGUACACUAUAUUUAAGAAUAAAAAAAAAUGUAUAUUUUAAGCCAAGUUCCUAUUUUUUGUGUAAACAGGAAUAUGUCGCUUGCGAUAACAAUGUGAAUUGUUUUGGUACCCUUACUGACGAUGAAAUAGUGGAAUGUGUAUUAAGUGAAGAUAACGAAGUCUGUCAGUCUUCGGAGGAAUGUCCUACAAUUGAUCUCGGUCCACCUUCAUUUGCAGAAGCAAUAAAUGCGCUGAGCAUUGUCGAAAAAUUUAUGGAAUGUAACAAUAUUGAAGGAGAUGAUGUUGAUCUUUUAGAGGAAAAGCUUUUUAAAAGAAGAUUUAAAAAUUUUCAUCAGACAAAUUUUACUUCCUUUUUUAAUUAAUUAUUCGUUUAAUGAAUUAAUGUAUUAAAUAAAUGUGAUCUCAUACUACAAAUUAAUUUUUAGCACAUGCAUAUGUCUGUACACUAUAUUUAAGAAUAAAAAAAAAUGUAUAUUUUAAGCCAA
Zeugodacus cucurbitae (melon fly) is the source of this 2848-nucleotide messenger RNA. RefSeq names its product tigger transposable element-derived protein 6. The coding region runs from base 810 to 2285 and encodes 491 amino acids. Lineage: Eukaryota; Metazoa; Arthropoda; Insecta; Diptera; Tephritidae. The record is from RefSeq and is a predicted model, not a curated record. Gene Ontology annotation, molecular function: DNA binding. Gene Ontology annotation, cellular component: nucleus. The transcript has 3 exons.